CCACUAAACCCGACCGACCCGGGCUCGGAGGACUAAUAGCGGCUGUGUUUGCGGCUCUAGCGGCCCCGGAGCUCCGCAGCGGCAGGAUGGGGGACCAGAAGGAGUCUCUGUGUAAGAUCACCCACACGCUGGCCAUGAAGAACGAGGAGAUCUCAAACUUUGUCUGCACUCUGAAACAGAGCCUCGAAAACUUAGAGGCGAACUCCACCCGCGUCCAGGAGGACCUGGAGGCCGAGUUCACCUCGCUGCACUCGGUCCUGGACGAGAUGAAGGAGAACAUGGUGACGCGCAUCAAACAGGAGCGAGCCAGCCGCACCUACGAGCUGCAGAGUCAGCUGAGCGCCUGCUCCAAAGCCCUGGAGAGUUCAGAGGAGCUGCUGGAGCUGGCCAAUCAGACGCUCUGCUCCUCCGAGACCGACGGCUUCAAUCAGGCGGCCAAAGACAUUAAGGAUAGCGUGACAAUGGCUCCAGCCUUUCGUCUCUCCCUGAAGGCUAAAGCCAGUGACAACAUGAGUCACUUGAUGGUGGAUUUCAGCCAGGAGAGGGGGAUGUUGCAGGGACUCAAGUUUCUCCCAGUUCCCUCCACUCCAGAGAUCCAGGUGUCAGAGUGUCAGGUGUGUGACAACACGGUGACGGUGGUCUGGAGCCUCGCGGAGCCCGACAGUAAGAUCGACCACUACAUCCUGGAGCACCGCCGCACCAACCACGAGGGCCCGCCACGCAUCAGGGAGGACUACCCCUGGAUGGUGCUGGAGGGGAUCCGGGAGCAGGAGCACACUCUCACAGGUCUGCGCUUCGACACUCGAUACAUAACGUUCAGAGUGAAAGCGUGUAACAAGGCGGUUGCGGGAGAGUUCUCUGAGCCGGUGACACUAGAAACCCACGCCUUCACCUUCAAACUGGAUGCUGGUUCGGCCCACCAGAACCUGAAGGUGGAGGAGUUGAGUGUGGAGUGGGACAGCAGCGGAGGAGGAAAGAUCCAGGACAUCCGCAAGGAGAAGACCAGGACCAACUCCCCCAUGCACUCUCCAGCCAGGUCGGCCCUGAUGUCCCCUAAGAGAGCCCCGACAGCCCGACCCGGCAGAGACAGGUUCACUGCAGAGUCCUACACAGUGCUGGCUGACACCAUGAUCGAUGCUGGCCAGCAGUACUGGGAGGUUCGCUUCGACAAGGAGAGCAAAGCGUUCGCUGUGGGCGUGGCCCUGCGGAGCCUCGGGAAGUUCGACCAGUUGGGGAAGAGCAGCUCGUCGUGGUGCAUCCACCUCAACAACUGGCUGCAGCAGAGCCUCACCGCCAAGCACAACAACAAGGCCCGCACUCUCGACUGCUCCAUCCCCAACAGUAUAGGAGUCUACGUCAACUACGACGAAGGUGUUUUGUCUUUCUACAACUCCAAAACUAAACAGCUGAUGCACUCCUUUAAAACCAAGUUCCAGCAGCCGGUUAUACCAGCCUUCAUGGUGUGGAACGGCAGUUUUUCCGUGGUGACGGGCCUGCAGGUUCCCAGCGUGGUGCAGAGCGGCCAGAGGAAGAACAGCGGCACCAGCAGCUCCAACGCCAGCCUCACCUAGACCAAUCACCACGCUCCGCCGGCUGGACGCCUCCCAGCUCCGCUCCACCGCUGCAGAACACCACCUCGGCCCUGGCCGCGCUCCAAGCCAUAUCAUGGAAGAGUUACAUCACUGGAGUUCAGAUGGUUUAGCCUGUUCCGGUGUCCGCGUUGAUGGAAAUGGUUUUUGGGAACAAGUGAGUCAUCGAUCAGUGACAGAACUCUUCAGAUGUAUGACUCCGGCUGUUGCUGCUGCUUGGGACACGUUAGCUCUAGUCUCAUAGUUUCUCCUCUCUACACGUCAUUUAGCACUGUCCCACUGCUGCUAGAGCAAUGAUUUAGCGCUGGCCGCUGUCCUUCCUUCCUUCCUUCCUUCCUUCCUUCCUUCCUUCCUUCCUUCCUUCCUUCCCGCCAUCACCAAAACUGUCAGUCGUACUGUCGAUGCAGCAGGUGCAGGGUCACUUCCUGUCCUGUCUGCUCUCUCCCUGUGCCUUCCUUCUCAUUUCCAAACUGAUUUGGCCAAAUCGGGUGAUCCGUACCAACAUGCUAAUACUUCUA
Molecule: messenger RNA, 2107 nt
Organism: Centropristis striata (black sea bass)
Lineage: Eukaryota; Metazoa; Chordata; Actinopteri; Perciformes; Serranidae
Gene: fsd1
Product: fibronectin type III and SPRY domain containing 1
Exons: 13
Coding region: 87-1571 (494 amino acids)
Molecular function (GO): protein binding
Source: RefSeq, a predicted model, not a curated record